Messenger RNA from Lolium rigidum, 519 nucleotides. RefSeq lists its product as uncharacterized. The coding region runs from base 49 to 417 and encodes 122 amino acids. The transcript has 3 exons. The record is from RefSeq and is a predicted model, not a curated record. NCBI's taxonomy places the organism in Eukaryota, Viridiplantae, Streptophyta, Magnoliopsida, Poales, Poaceae. Gene Ontology annotation, biological process: chromosome segregation. Gene Ontology annotation, cellular component: Ndc80 complex.
UUCAUCUUCGACAAAGUGGACUUGCAAGCUCCCGAGAAGGAGUUCUCGAUGGUCUUGAACUUUGACAAAGACUCCGAGGAACUGCUCAAGGAUUUGAACCUCGCUAACGAUCUACCCAAGUUCGUAAGAAUCACCCGAGAAAGGAUCCAGGCUGCUUCGAUCAACGGGACUCUUCCUGUAAGCACAACCGUUUGUCCAGAUGCUUCCCCUCUACCAAUCUCAUCUCCGCCGAUGAUGCCGGUUGAUUCUAGUAGCAGAAAUGAUGCUGGUAAAAGCCACUCCCAAAGUAAGAACAAGAAGAAGACUCUUCCUGCUAAGAGAAGAGCUUCUGCCUUGCCGGCAGCAUCUCCUGGCUCUGUGCAUCGCUCCCCACGUUUUCAGGGAAACAUGCGAGUCCUCAGAGGAAGCAGACCCUGACCCUGGAACACUAAGCCCUGACUGAUGACUGCGUCUCCUGCUUUUGCUGCCAUGUGUAAACAUGAUCAUAUAUUGUCCAGUCCCCUUUAACUAACGCAAAUG